ACUAUAUUUUACAUUCCUUCACAAUUUAGCAAAAACCUUUGUGGUUGUAAAUAUUAAUUCUCUAUAUUUUUUGAAGCUCAACUGGGUUCUCUGGCAAUAGAACAACCCAAAAAGGAAGAAGAAGAAGAAGAUCGAUGAUGAAGUGGUCACCGUGGCCAGGCGGAUCAACGAGGAGGUUUCACGUGAAAGUCAACCAGCUAAAGCUUCAUGGAUUUUCAUGUGAAAACGAGAGAGAAAAGACAUUGUUGAUCGAGGUGAAAUGGAAAGGUUCCAAAAAGCAUGGAGGUCCGUCCGGAAUGCUAAUGGCGCCGUUUUACGGACGAUCGAGGUGUCAGAAAAACUGCACCGGUAAGGGUUUUAUUGGAAAAGGUGAAAUCGUUGAAUGGGACGAUGAGUUUCAGAGCCUCUGUAAUUUUGGGUCAAAACAGAGCGGUGGUUGUUUUAGUCCUUGGGAUUUGACCUUCACUUUGUUACAUGGAGAGAGUGCAGAAUUGAAAAGUGACAUGGCGGUUCUGGGGAGGGUUUCGAUGAACUUGGCAGAAAUGGCUUCGAAGAUGGAUGCUGAGAUUCACACAAAGCUUUCUGUAAAUUUAAACAUGGAAGGGAUGAUCAUCCCCAUCGAAGCUACCCUUUUGGUUUGUCUAAGCUUUGCUGAGGUCAGAAACACAAAUGACUCGGCCGGAAUCGUCGAAGACUCGGCCGAGUCGGACAAAGACAGGAUGGUUCGAGGGGUCGGCUACUUUAGAAGCUUCAGAAAGACCAAGAAUGAGAGAAAGAGUUCCGGCGACCGAGUCACUUCUAGUGACACGGACGAUUCAUGCUUAACCGAUUCAGACGGGUCUUCAGGGAAUGAAACUUCACAGACGGAGUUGGGAUCGUCCCUGAGUUCUGAGACUCAGCUUGACUCGGGCCAGAAGGGUUGGUUCUCUAAGAAGCGAAAGUGGUUCAGUCCUAGACCACCAAGAAGAAAAGUAGAGCCGUUGAUUGAGAGGACUAUCGAAGUCAAUGGAGAUCCGAUUGCCGUCGACAAUCAUCCCAGUGAUUCAACAGAGAUUCUAGGUACUGUUGAACAUUCUGAAGAAUCACACCAGCAAGAUAAAAAUUGCAUCACAAGUACUAGCUGGGAAGCAAGGGAAGUCGCAAGCAGAGAUGGGCUAGCAAAGCUCAAAACCAAUGUGUUUUUUGCCUCCUUCGACCAACGCAGUGAAAAGGCCGCCGGUGAGAGUGCCUGUGCAACAGUAGUUGCCGUCAUAGCGCACUGGCUGCAUUCAAACCAAGGCUCCAUGCCUACAACAUCCGAAUUUGAAAACCUCAUAACACAAGGUUCCACAGAGUGGCAAAAGCUUUGCAGCAAUGAGGCUUACAUGAACUUGUUUGCCAACAAACACUUUGACCUUGAAACUGUUUUGGAAGCGGAUCUUAGACCUCUAGAAGUCGUAACAGAGAAAUCAUUCAUCGGAUUCUUCAGCCCCGAGAAGUUCGAGAGCUUAGAAGGGCACAUGUCAUUCGACCAGAUAUGGAAUGAGAUAAGCAAGAACACCAUUUUCGACGAACCAAGGAUAUACAUUGUGAGCUGGAACGACCAUUUUUUUGUUUUGAAGGUUGAAGCCGAUGCUUACUAUAUCAUUGAUUCAUUGGGUGAGAGACUCUUUGAGGGGUGUGACCAGGCAUACAUACUAAAGUUCGAUGAGUCAAGUAUCAUAUAUGAGAGUAACUUAGAAAAAACAGAGGAUGCUUCAAAGGAAAUAGGGGGUUCUGAGAGUAAUAAGGAAAGGUCAGAAGUCAUAUGCAGUGGAAAAGAGUGUUGUAGAGAGUUCAUUAAGAGAUUUCUUGCUGCCGUACCACUUAAGGAACUUGAAGAAGAAGAUAAGAAGAAAAAAGUUUCUGAUUUAACUCUCCACCAGCGUUUGCAGAUCGAGUUUCACUACAGCUUUUCUUCUUCUUUAACUUCUUCUGCUACUUCUUCCUCGCACUCUCUUUUCUAAGGUGAUGAGUGUAUAGAAAUCAAGUAGCCAAAUGUAUAGCAGGCCUCGAUUCCUUUUCCAUUUCUGAUACUUUAAGAGACUGAGAAAUUUUGAUGAUAUCGACAUUCUGGCAUUCUGCAGAUUCGAAUUUGUGCCAUAAUUUAGUCUCCUGAUCUAUAUGUUAUAUUUUACCAAUGUGAUAA
Messenger RNA from Rosa rugosa (rugosa rose), 2167 nucleotides. RefSeq lists its product as uncharacterized. Bases 135 to 1985 code for a protein of 616 amino acids. The record is from RefSeq and is a predicted model, not a curated record. NCBI's taxonomy places the organism in Eukaryota, Viridiplantae, Streptophyta, Magnoliopsida, Rosales, Rosaceae. The transcript is spliced from 4 exons.